Messenger RNA from Abrus precatorius (Indian licorice), 1390 nucleotides. Its product is annotated as senescence/dehydration-associated protein At4g35985, chloroplastic-like. Lineage: Eukaryota; Viridiplantae; Streptophyta; Magnoliopsida; Fabales; Fabaceae. The transcript is spliced from 5 exons. The record is from RefSeq and is a predicted model, not a curated record. Bases 197 to 1309 code for a protein of 370 amino acids. Gene Ontology annotation, cellular component: plasma membrane.
UUCACCAAGCUCUCCAUUUUUUUUCUCACACCAAGUCAUCACAUUCCCUUAACACCAUAUUUUUCACCAAUAACUAAGAACAGAAUAAAGCUACAACACGAAUAAAAGCAAAAGCUUUUUCCUGUUACAUAUUUAUCUCCAUUAACAUUCAAAGCGGUUUCAAGAAAAUAACAGGGGAAACAGAGCAAAACCAGAGAUGGGUUGUCAAAGCUCCAAACCAUUUGAAGGAACCACCAUGCAUGGCCAUGAGGGCUUUGAAGAAUUAUCAAAACCGAACAAUAUCAAACAAGAAACUCUGAUUCAAAUUCCAGGAUGCAGAGUUCAUCUGAUGGAUGAUGGAGAAGCUCUUGAAAUUGCUCAAGGCCACUUCACGAUCAUCAAAAUCAUGGACCAGAAUGUGCCACUAGCAACUAUCAUCAAAGUUGGAAAGGGUGUUCAAUGGCCCUUGACAAAAGAUGAGCCAGUGGUGAAGGUGGAUGCUCUUCACUACCUCUUCUCUUUGCCUGUGAAAGAUGGUGAGCCUCUUAGCUAUGGUGUGAGCUUUCCAAAAGAGAGUUUUGGAAGCAUGGAGUUGCUUGAUACGUUUCUGAAGGAACACUCUUGCUUUUCUGGUCUGAGAAGUAAGAAGAGUGAUCUUGAUUGGGAGGAGUUUGCUCCAAAGGUUGAAGAUUAUAAUCAUUUUCUGGCCAAGGCUAUUGCUGGAGGGACUGGUCAGAUUGUUAAGGGUAUCUUCAUGUGUAGCAAUGCUUACACGAACCAGGUCCAAAAAGGAGGGGAAACGAUCCUAAAUAGUGGUGCAGAUAAGAAAAAUGGUGGCAUGGUCAGAGAAAAUAUGAACAAGAAGACUACUGGUGCCACAACGAAUGGGAUGAAUGAAAACCUCAUACGUGUGAGAAAGCUAUCAAAUAUGACUGAAAACUUAAGCAAAUCUUUGCUUAAUGGUGUUGGAAUAAUGAGUGGAUCAGUGAUGGCUCCUGCGCUUAGAUCCCAACCAGGACAAGCAUUCCUAAAGAUGCUCCCUGGAGAGGUUCUGUUGGCUUCCCUUGAUGCAGUUAACAAAGUUUUUGAAGCAGCUGAAGCUGCUGAAAAACAAACCUUUUCUGCCACCUCCCAAGCUGCAACCAGAAUGGUUUCUAACAGGUUUGGAGAAGAAGCAGGGGAGGCUGCUGAGCAUGUGUUUGCAACUGCAGGACAUGCUGUUAACACUGCUUGGAAUGUGUCUAAGAUAAGGAAAGCCAUCAAUCCAGCCUCUUCAGCAAAUGCUGCAGGUGCAUUCAGAAAUUCUGCAAAGAAUAUAAAUGUUAAAUAAAUCCAACCAUCUUGCUUUGUAUUGACAAAUGUUAAAGGCAUAAGUUUUUGCCUAUAUAUAUUGCUUUAUCAUUUUGGUUGU